Sphaeramia orbicularis (orbiculate cardinalfish) is the source of this 2093-nucleotide messenger RNA. It is a transcript of the gene phf6, whose product is annotated as PHD finger protein 6. Gene Ontology annotation, cellular component: nucleus. NCBI's taxonomy places the organism in Eukaryota, Metazoa, Chordata, Actinopteri, Kurtiformes, Apogonidae. Gene Ontology annotation, molecular function: histone deacetylase binding; histone binding. The record is from RefSeq and is a predicted model, not a curated record. Bases 200 to 1288 code for a protein of 362 amino acids. The transcript has 11 exons.
GCAUUGUGGCUAACUUUAGCGCUAGUGUGAAAAGCACACGAUCACUUCUGAAGGACGGAAAGAAACACAGCCCGUGGCCGGAACACUUUUCCAUCUUUUCUACCGUCUCAGCCUGGAAAUAUCCCCGUCGGAGACUCUUGGCAUCAUCACAUACGACUUUUCUUGUACUAGAAUCUUGGACACAGAAAAGCAUUGAACCAUGUCAGGACAGAGGAAAGGAGCUGCAGCACGGCUGCCUAAAUGUGCCUUCUGCAGAACCAACAGGGACAAGGAGUGUGGGCAGCUGCUGGUGUCCGACAGCCAGAAGGUGGCAGCCCAUCAUAAGUGCAUGCUUUUCUCAUCCGCUCUGGUAACAUCUCACUCAGAGAAUGAAAACAUCGGUGGAUUUUCCAUUGAUGAUGUGAAAAAGGAGAUUAAGAGGGGAAAUAAGUUGAUGUGUUCCUCAUGUCACCGGCCAGGUGCUACUAUCGGCUGCGAUGUGAAGACGUGCCGGAGGACGUACCACUAUUACUGCGCUCUGAAGGACAAAGCCCAGAUCAAAGAGAAUCCAUCACAAGGGAUUUACCUCGUUUACUGUCGCAAACACCGGGAUGCAUCUCAGGAUGGCGUUGAAGACGAAGCAGAAGGUGUUGCCAACGACUCUGACUCGUCACCUCCACAAAGUAGAGGCAGAGGACGGUUUGAGAAGGGAAGAGCCAAGGUGGGAUCUCGCGGCCAGUCAGAAGAUGCUCGGUCCACAUCCUCAACGGCUGCCGAGGAAGAGAGCUCCUCCCAUCGGGACAGGUCACCUCUGAGGGCCAGUCCAGCAGAUGGUGGCCAGCGCUGUGGCUUUUGUCAUGCCGGGGAUGAAGAAAACGAAACAAGGGGCAUGCUUCAUACUGAUAACUCCAAAAAGGUGGCUGCACACUACAAGUGCAUGCUGUUUUCAUCGGGGACAGUGCAGCUGACCACUACGUCACGGGCAGAAUUUGGGAACUUUGAUGUAAAAACGGUCAUCCAAGAAAUCAAGAGGGGGAAAAGAAUGAAAUGUACACUCUGUACUCAACUGGGAGCAACUAUUGGCUGUGAAAUCAAGGCAUGUGUGAAGACUUACCACUAUCACUGCGGCCUGCAGGACAAGGCCAAAUACAUUGAAAACAUGGCGCGUGGUAUCUACAAACUAUACUGUAAGAACCACAGCGGCAACGAGGAGAGGGAUGAGGAGGAUGAGGAGCGAGAGAAUCGCAGUAGAGAGAGGGCAGCAAUUGACCAAGGAAGAACACCUUCAACACAAGUGAAUGGCAACUAGCUUGACCAGAUGGAAGUGACUGGUUGGGAGAAAGGAAAAGGAAUUCACACACAAGGAGGAGAUAUUUUUUAUACUUUACUCAAAAAGUCAUGGUCUGCAAGCUCCUACAUACCAUUUACUUGGUUUCUUCCAGCAAGUGGACACAACGUCCCAUCAUGCACCAGAUGUCUUCUUCAUGAGCCUUCUCUGAGACGAGUGGAUGAGCUUUUCACAAACGGACGGUACUCUGCAGAGAACAGGACUGCUUUGGGAUAUAGAGGAGCCAACGUUUCCCAGGAGUCACAAACAGGCUCUAACUCAAAUACAUGUAUCAUGGCCACGAAUAACGGAAAUAAUGGACCGAUAUUUUGAUUGUCACUCACUGCCCAUGUCCCCACAGAUUAUGUGACCCACUCUUCUUGAAAACAGACACAUUCUUCUCUUCCUUAGCUUCUGGAGGACUCACUUUUAAGAGGGGUCUGUUUGUUACUAGUCUCUAUGAAUUUGUGCAGUUUGAUUACUUUGUCUCUGUAAUCAUGUCUUAAACUCUUUUCAUGUUAGCCUCUUUCUUUAUAUGUAAUAUUUUGCUACUGUAUUAUAAUUAUGAGUAAUUUUGAAUAUCUGGAUUUCAGACAGUCAGUUACAGGAUUUGCCAGCAUGCACUUGGAUAUCCCACUGUUAAAGGUGGCAUUUUUUUAUUUAGCCACUAAAGGGCAGAGUAGAGCUCUUUAGAAGAGUCGGCCUGACUUUGUUUGAUGUACUGUUACUUGUAUCUCUACAAAUGUAUCCAUGAAUGAUUGGAAAUAGAAGACUUUAUUUUACACAU